Molecule: messenger RNA, 1851 nt
Organism: Diplodia corticola
Lineage: Eukaryota; Fungi; Ascomycota; Dothideomycetes; Botryosphaeriales; Botryosphaeriaceae
Product: serine threonine protein kinase
Exons: 1
Coding region: 1-1851 (616 amino acids)
Biological process (GO): protein phosphorylation
Molecular function (GO): ATP binding; protein serine/threonine kinase activity
Source: RefSeq, a predicted model, not a curated record
AUGGUCUUCGCCUUCGACGAGCACGACCAGCACCUCUCGCAGGAGACGGGCGCUCCCCAGCCGCUCAGCCCGGCCCACCAUGUCGCCCCAGUCGCCAUGGACGGCGUUUUGAAUGGCAGCACUCCCGCCGUCACGGUUGCUGGGCCCGACGACGAGCGCAACGCCGACCCAGUCCUCCGCCUCGCGCGCGACGUCGGCCGCUCUCCGCCGAUGAAGGUCAUGUCGCAGUCACCCCACCGCCAGCCGAACACCAGCAUGCCUGCGCAGGCGCUCGGCGGCGAGAAGCUCAACUUCGAGAAGGCCAAGAGCAAUGCCGCGAGGAAGAAGAAGAAGAAGCGCGCGAACAAGGUCACUCCGGCCCCGACCGCCGUGCACACCAUUCGCGGGUUCCAGACUCCCGUCACCUCGGAGUGCGAGUCGACCGACAUCUCGGCGUCAAGCACCCCAAUGCUUGGGCCCGUCAAGUCGCGCGACCUUCCCAGCGUCACCAGCAGCCCUGCGCUCCGCCCAUCGUCUUCCAACGGUGGUAUUAGCUCCAUGAAGGCCCAACUGGAGAAGCUCAACCUCGGCUCGCCCAUUCCCAAGUCGGUUUCAAACCUUGUUGCCUCGAGCAACGUCAGUGUCAUCUCUGACCUUUCGAGCAACAGCGACAAGACCGAGCUGGACACCUACCAAGUUGAGCUUGACGAGGACUUUGCCAGCGUCGAAGCUCAGGAGAGCGUGUUCGAGGAGACUACCAGCAACCGCGUCGACUCGCUGACCCGCAAGAUGACUGCCGACGACUUCGAGCCACUGCGCUGUCUCGGCAAAGGUUCUUACGGCACGGUACUCCUCGUCAAGCACAAGGCCACCGGGCGCCUCUUCGCGCAGAAGCAGUUGCGCAAGGCCCACCUCACCGUGCACAAGAAGCUUGUCGAGCAGACCAAGACGGAGCGCGUCAUUCUGGAGAACGUCAACCGCCACCCCUUCGUGGUCAAGCUCUACUACGCUUUCCAGGACCACGAGAAGCUCUACCUGAUUCUCGAGUAUGCCCAGGGCGGAGAGCUGUUCCACCACCUGGCCAUGGAGCGCAUGUUCACCGAAGAGGUGGCCGCGUUCUACAUGGCCGAGAUGGUGCUCGCGCUGGAGCACCUCCACCGCAGCGUCGGCGUCGUCUACCGCGACCUCAAGCCCGAGAACUGCCUCCUCGACUCGGAGGGCCACCUGCUCCUCACCGACUUCGGCCUCUCCAAGGUCGCCGUCGACGAAAACGACACGUGCAGCUCGAUGCUCGGCACCGCCGAGUACAUGGCGCCCGAGGUCAUCCAGGGCCGCGAGUACAGCUUCGCGGUCGACUGGUGGUCGCUCGGCGCCCUCGGCUACGACCUGCUCACCGGCUCGCCGCCCUUCACCGCCAACAACAACGCCAAGGUCCAGGAGAAGAUCCUCAAGCAGAAGCUGCCGCUCCCGUACUUCCUCUCCCCGGACGCCAAGGACCUCCUCACCCGCCUGCUGCGCAAGGAGCCGUCCAAGCGCCUCGGCGGCAACAUGCCAAAGGACCUGCAGACCAUCAAGGCCCACCGCUUCUUCCGCCGCGUCGACUGGAAGAAGCUCGCGAAGCGCGAGCUCGAACCUCCGAUCCAGCCCCUCAUCACCGACCCCGAGCUCGCCGAGAACUUUUCCCCAGAGUUCACCGACCUCUCGCUCAGCCCCGUCAUGUCGGCCCGCAGGAGCAACAUCCCGAUGAUGAAUGGAGGAGCCGGUUUGGACUUGGAUGAUGGCGCCGCCAGCCACGCCGAGGCUGAGCUCUUUGGUGGCUUCAGCUUCGUCGCCAGCUCGAGCCUGUUGGAGUGCGGUGAUUGGGGUUUUUGA